Messenger RNA from Arvicola amphibius (Eurasian water vole), 4179 nucleotides. RefSeq names its product mediator complex subunit 15 (gene Med15). NCBI's taxonomy places the organism in Eukaryota, Metazoa, Chordata, Mammalia, Rodentia, Cricetidae. The record is from RefSeq and is a predicted model, not a curated record. Gene Ontology annotation, biological process: regulation of DNA-templated transcription. The transcript has 20 exons. The coding region runs from base 1008 to 3290 and encodes 760 amino acids. Gene Ontology annotation, molecular function: transcription coregulator activity.
GCGGGAUCGCUCGGCUUCCGCGUUCGGGCCUGGCGCUGUGUUAGAGGCGGCGGCGGCGGCAGCGGUGGGGCGAGGGGCACGGGCUACGGGCAUGGACAGUUUCGGGGAAGAGACCGACUGGCGUAGCGCCGCCUUUCGCAGAAGUUGGUCAGCCAAAUGAGGUUGUGCAUGCAGGUACCUGAGGAGGCCAGAAGAGAGUGUCCUGUCUGUAGGAGCUGUAGUUGCAGAUGUUUGUAAGCCACCCAACAUAGCUUCCAUGUGCUAGGAGUUGAACUCUGAUCUUCUGGAAGAGCAGGUUUCUCUGUGGCUUUGGAGCCUGACCUGGAACUACCCCACACCCAUUUAUAUGUGUGACAUUAGUCUGCUGGGAGACUAGAGCUCACCCUCAGCAGUGUCCCUCUGGCCUCUGGUGAUGCAGAAGAAAUUGAUGAUAUGGAGCACCGCCUCCAAUAUUCCUGGAAGCUAAGUACCCUGAUCUGACCAGGCUUGUUAGGAAGUGUAGGAAAGAAAAAGCUCUGCCUUAACUGAAGUUAGGGCUGCUGGAAAGUUUCUGCAAGUGUUUGUUCACCAAGAUUGACCUGAUUAGGUUCUAUUCCAAAACAAAAGGAGACAACCCUGAUUUACAACAGGCCUUUAGGCCCAUCCCUACAUCAAAGGAAUGGGCCUUUAAAGGGCAGCUCAAGGGGGAGCAGAGGGUUUCAACAACUUUUAAGUCCUGAUCUGCCUUUAAGUUCCCUGUGCUCUUUUCAGGAGAAGGUACUUUUUCCAGGCUUCCUGAUAGAAUCCCGGCCCCUGGUAAACUGUGAAGGAGAGCACUGGUGUACUUAGGAAAGAAUGCUGGCAGCGUCUUUUGCAGUGAAACUCCCCAUCUGCCCAAGUGGCCAGACUUAUAGUCUCCUCUCUGUUUAAAUUGUUCAAAGUGGAACCUGGGACCUGAGGGAGGUUUAAGAAUGACAGCGUUGUGGAAUGUGUAAGCCAAGGCCUGUAUAAGCAGCAGUGAGGAUGCCAUGAGGAAAGCUGGUGUGGCCCACAGUAAAUCUAGCAAGGAUAUGGAGAGUCAUGUGUUCCUGAAGGCCAAGACCCGGGAUGAAUACCUUUCUCUUGUGGCCCGGCUCAUUAUCCAUUUCAGAGAUAUUCAUAACAAGAAAUCACAAGCUUCUGUCAGUGACCCCAUGAAUGCACUGCAGAGCCUUACUGGCGGACCCACUUCAGGAGCAACUGGCAUUGGCAUGCCUCCUCGGGGCCCAGGACAGUCCCUAGGCGGGAUGGGUGGCCUUGGCGCCAUGGGACAGCCAAUGUCCCUCUCUGGGCAGCCACCCCCUGGAACCUCUGGGAUGGCCCCUCAUGGCAUGGCUGUGGUAUCUACAGCAACUCCACAGACUCAGCUGCAGCUCCAGCAAGUGGCAUUGCAGCAGCAACAGCAGCAGCAACAGCAGCAACAGCAGCAGUUCCAGCAACAGCAGGCAGCACUGCAACAGCAGCAGCAACAGCAGCAGCAGCAGCAACAGCAAUUCCAGGCACAACAGAAUGCCAUGCAGCAACAGUUCCAAGCAGUAGUGCAACAACAGCAGCAUCUCCAGCAGCAGCAGCAACACCUGAUUAAGUUGCAUCACCAAAGCCAGCAACAACAGAUUCAACAGCAGCAACUGCAGAGGAUGGCACAAUUGCAGCUGCAGCAGCAGCAACAACAGCAGCAAGCUUUGCAGGCCCAACCACCAAUGCAGCAGCCACCAAUGCAGCAGCCACAGCCUCCCCCUUCUCAGGCCCUACCCCAGCAGCUGCAACAGAUGCAUCAUCCACAGCAUCACCAGCCACCACCUCAGGCCCAGCAGUCCCCAGUUGCUCAGAACCAACCACCACAACUCCCACCACAGUCACAAAGCCAACCUUUGGUGUCACAAGCACAAGCCCUCCCUGGACAAAUGCUGUAUGCUGCCCAACAGCAGCUGAAAUUUGUCCGUGCUCCGAUGGUGGUCCAGCAGCCGCAGGUGCAGCCCCAGGUGCAGCAGGUGCAGCCCCAGGUGCAACAGCAGGCGGCAGUGCAGACAGCACAGGCUGCCCAGAUGGUAGCUCCCGGCGUCCAGAUGAUUGCUGAAGCCUUGGCCCAAGGCGGGAUGCACGUAAGAGCCCGGUUCCCACCCACCUCCACCAUGUCUGCUGGCCCGUCAAGCUCCAUCUCUUUGGGCAGACAGCCCACAGCACAGGUCAGCCAAAGCAGCCUCACCAUGCUGUCCUCACCAUCGCCGGGCCAGCAGGUGCAGACCCCACAGUCGAUGCCCCCUCCUCCACAGCCCUCCCCACAACCUGGCUCACAGCCCAACUCCAAUGUCAGCUCCGGCCCUGCCCCAUCCCCCAGCAGCUUCCUGCCUAGCCCCUCACCACAGCCUUCUCAGAGCCCAGUGACAGCACGCACCCCACAGAACUUCAGCGUCCCCUCCCCUGGACCUUUAAACACCCCUGUAAACCCCAGCUCUGUCAUGAGCCCAGCUGGCUCCAGCCAGGCUGAAGAACAACAGUAUCUGGACAAGCUGAAGCAGUUGUCCAAGUACAUUGAGCCCCUGCGACGCAUGAUCAACAAGAUCGACAAGAAUGAAGACAGAAAAAAGGACCUCAGUAAGAUGAAGAGCCUGCUGGACAUUCUCACUGACCCCUCUAAGCGGUGUCCCCUGAAGACCUUGCAGAAGUGUGAGAUUGCCCUGGAGAAACUCAAGAAUGACAUGGCGGUGCCCACACCCCCACCACCCCCAGUUCUUCCAACCAAACAGCAGGACCUGUGCCAGCCACUCCUAGAUGCAGUCCUGGCCAACAUCCGUUCGCCUGUCUUCAACCAUUCCCUGUAUCGCACAUUCGUGCCUGCCAUGAUGGCCAUCCAUGGCCCACCUAUUGUGUCCCCAGUGGUAUGUUCCCGGAAGCGCAGAUUUGAGGAGGACGAGCGGCAGAGCAUCCCCAAUGUGUUGCAAGGUGAAGUGGCCAGGUUGGACCCCAAGUUCCUGGUGAACUUGGACCCUUCUCACUGUAGCAACAACGGUGCUGUCCACCUGAUCUGCAAGCUGGAUGACAAGGACCUCCCUAGUGUGCCACCACUGGAGCUCAGUGUGCCUGCUGACUACCCUGCUCAGAGCCCGAUGUGGAUUGACCGUCAGUGGCAGUAUGAUGCCAACCCCUUUCUGCAGUCAGUGCACCGGUGCAUGACCUCCAGGCUGCUGCAGCUUCCCGACAAGCACUCUGUCACAGCCCUGCUCAACACCUGGGCCCAGAGCAUCCACCAGGCCUGCCUCUCAGCUGCCUAGCAAACUGAACUUGAGGACCAGUGGCAGCCCCUGCUGCGGAGUUCACACCACUACCAUGUGUUAUUGGGGGUUGGCUUCCUAGAGGGCCUGGCUUAGGCUAGCUUUCCUGCUUCUCCUUCUGUCUUGGGACUGUCAGAUGUUUCCCCAUGCUUGUGCAGUAUUGACCAGGGAGCUGUGGAGCUGGCUGCAUGAGGGCCUGGGAUGUUCCCAGGAAGGCUUUCCAUUGGUUUCUUCCAGAAGCCAGGCCCAAUGCUUCCUACAGCCUUCCUGGACCCCAUGUCCACUCAGCAGCAUGAGAACUCAGGUCCCAUCUAAGCGUCUCUGUCACAGUACAUUGUACUUGUGUCUGGAGAAUGUCGAGGACAUAGGAAACUCUCACUGUACACACAGUUCUCCAGUCACAGUGUGCGGUUCAGGUAGUGCCUCAUAAGGUACAUGGACACCUUACUAUGAAUACUUCUGAAUCUAGGGCCCAGGUUUCAGUUUGAAAGAAAGGCUAGUAAGGCAGCGGCAGCAGCAGGUUUUCUGCUGCUAGCAGGACCUCAGCUUCAUGGAUCUCCUCAGUGCUGUGAGAAGGACCAGCUGGGGCGGGGGCUGCCCCCUGACAUUCCUGUGCCACUCUUGGGUGAAGGGCCUUUGUCAGUGCUAUGAGACAUGGGCGGCUGACCAGAUACUGUCAUUGGGACCCACAGCCUCAGAACACCAUAUUCCUAUUCUCUGUACCGCCACCAGGAGCAUGGGCUUCCUUCAGAACGCUGCCCUAAGGCACUUGCCAUGCUGGGCCGUAAUGGGUAGCGCUCUGGUGAAAAGAAAUUCCCCCUUUUUAUAUGUGCACUACUCUGUUAUAUGAUUCUUAUAAUAAAUUUAUUAUUCCUGUGUUUGUCAGGAG